Molecule: messenger RNA, 1974 nt
Organism: Yamadazyma jaroonii
Lineage: Eukaryota; Fungi; Ascomycota; Pichiomycetes; Serinales; Debaryomycetaceae
Source: the annotation of a GenBank genome assembly
AUGUCAGGUUUCCCAAAGAUUCCAUUUUUCAAAGGGGAUACUGAUGAUGAUGCUUCCAUUCAUUUGAAUAGUAAAGUGGGACCAGCCAAUCCUUUACCCAAAUUGAAAAAUACCGACAAGGAAAUGCUAAAAAUAUUGAAUGAAAAUGAUGACGAUGACGAUGAAUUCAAUAACAAUUUUGAACUCUUCAAGAAAGGAUUAUUGAAAUUUGGAAAGGAAAGAGAGGAAAAGGAUGAUUCAGACGAAGUUGACGAUGAGGAUCAAGAUUUCACUCCAGAUGAAGAUGAGGAAGAAGAUCAAGGAGAAGAAAUUGAAGAAGAAACAGACAAUGAAUUAAAUGACUUCGAUGAUGACACAGAAGUUGAAGAAGAUACUGAUGAGAAGGAAGAAAUCAUCGACCUCAAGGCUACCAGCAAACAUAAAACUGAACAUAUAGUAUCCAAAUUCAAUAUUUCGACGAUUUCAUAUAUAGUGAUUUUCAUCCAAUUCCUAUUGAUAAUUGUAGUUUUGUUCAAUAAUAAGAAAUCUAAUACAAUUAACAAUUUCCAAGAUCUUAACCUUAAGUUUGACGAGAUUGAUUACGAGAUUGUUCGAUUGAACAAAUUCAAUGAGGGAUUAUCUAAGAAUAAUAAGAUGAUCGAGUCAAACUUGAAUGAUUUGAAUAGCAAUUUGAACUCCAAAUUCGAUAUCAUAAGUAAGAAAUUUAACGAUAUAAAUAACGAAAUAAGUAAAACGGGAUUGAAAGAUUUCAAGCAAAUAGAUAAAUUAUCAAAAGAUGUGGAAACCCUCCAGAAGAAUGUCAAGAAUUCAGAAACUUUAGGCAAUCUUGACGAAUUUGAUAGCCAAUUGGAUAUUAUCAAUGGAAAACUCAGUCAAUUACAGGAAUUAUCCCAAAAUGUAGAAACUUUCAAGGAAAAAAUUAUCGAUGAUAUUGUUAAGAUCUUACCUCAAUAUUUACCCAUAUAUAUGGAUAAAGGUAAAAUUCAUUAUGUUCCGGAAUUUAACAAAUAUUUGUAUAAUUUCAUUGAAAGUUAUACACAAGAAGCUAAUGUAAUAAAAUGGGAGGAUUUCCUCAAUGAGAACAAACAAUAUUUAACUCAAUACAUCCAAAAGCUCGUAUCAGAAGUCAAAGAUCCAUUACCAAAACAUAAUUUUGAAAAAUAUAUCAAAGAAAAAAUGAACGAAAAUAAUCGAGUGAUAUAUGAUAAAUUGAAUCAAUUGAUUGAUAAUAUCAAUUUCAAUACUACAAACGUCAAGUUAUCUUCAGAUAAGAUCAUGUUGGACAACUUAAUGGAUAUCUUCUCCAAAGGAUCAAUAAAUACCAAUUAUGCUGACUACAAAUUGGGCUCGAGAAUUUUGGGAUUUUUGACUCAAAUACCCAACAGGGAGAGAUCUUUGAAUAGGAAAAUAUUCUUAGGAUGGUAUGAUUAUUUGAUCUCGUCAUCUCCUUCAGUCAUUAAUUUGAAAUCCAACGCAAACAAUGUAUUAAUAGACGGUGGUGAUAGCUGGCAAUGUAAUAUGAACAAAUUUUCGAAUGAAAAGUGCUCCAUUGGUAUAAAGUUAUCAAGUUCGAUAAUAUUGACUGAUUUGCUUAUCAAAAAAGUUGAACAUCAGUCUAAAGUGGUUAGUAUAUACCUUAAACCGUCAACUAAAAGAGAGUAUGAAAAAUUACUUCAAUAUUUAAAAGAAUUCAGAAUUAAUUUCGAGAAACCUACCAACAAGUAUUUGAAUAAAUUCAUAAAAGUUAAAGAAAUCGAAAUGGAUCAAUUGGUCAACCAUAUAAAGUUACCCAUAAGUUUAGUCAAUUUACAAAUUCCUAUAAGAGAAGUAUAUUUGGAAUUCAAUGAAGAUAUUGAAAUCAACAAUAUCAAAGCCUUUGGUAUAAGUGAAAUCAAUGCUUACAAAUAUAGCAAGGAGUUUGAAUCAUUAGUUGAUCAUAUGAAAGUUGAUGAUAAUAUAGAAGUGUUAAUAUAA